Molecule: messenger RNA, 1971 nt
Organism: Theileria orientalis strain Shintoku
Lineage: Eukaryota; Apicomplexa; Aconoidasida; Piroplasmida; Theileriidae
Product: DNA-binding chaperone
Exons: 8
Coding region: 1-1971 (656 amino acids)
Biological process (GO): 'de novo' cotranslational protein folding; regulation of translational fidelity
Cellular component (GO): cytosol
Molecular function (GO): Hsp70 protein binding; ribosome binding
Source: RefSeq, a predicted model, not a curated record
AUGCGUCUCUGUAACCACAGUUACAACGAAGAAAAGAAGGUUGUUCCCAAAUCCUCAAAAAAAACAAAGAGAGUUGAACCAGCUGGAUUCGUCUUUUUCAUAUUGAGAGAAUGGAACGCAAGAAUCGCUUUUGAAGAUAUUUUUGAAGUGGACCUGAACACGAGGAAGGCGGAGUUCGGAAUCUCGGAACUGGACCUGGAAAAAGUCAAAAACUUCUCAAACUACUGCCAAAAGUACGAAGUCGCAAGUUUCAUCUACGCCCAUAAGCUGGCAUGGAGCAGGAUAAUGCUAAGCGACUUCGAAACGUUGUCAGAAUCGGAGACGGGAGACGAGACCGUGUCGAAGAAGAAGGAGAAGAAGUUCAAGAGCAUAAAAACGCUGGGACUGGUGAGGAAUUUCAUCUCAAAGAACACGUGUGCAUACGAACUGCUGAACUGCACGGACUCUGACGAGACUUCGAAGAUCAAGGCAAACUACAGGAAGCUGGUACUGCUGCUGCACCCGGACAAGAGCAACAACCAGAACGUGCCAGAUGACCUGAAGGAUUACGAGAAGAAGUACAGAGUCUCCUCGCUCACGAGGGAGCAGAAGAGCGACAUGUUUCUACUACUGCAAGAUGCGUUCACAAUUCUCAGCGACCCGGAUAUGAGACUGGAGUACGAUUCAAACCUGCCAUUUGACGAGUACAUACCAACGAACGAAGAAGCGAAGAAAAAGGACUUCUUCCAACUGUUCGGACCAGUGUUUAAGAUGAACUCGAGGUGGUCGAGAGUAAAGCCAGUGCCGCUUUUGGGAAGCAACGAAAGCGACGACAAGUACGUAGAGGAGUUUUACGAGUUCUGGCGAUCAUUCGAAACACUGAGAACAUUCAGCCACGCAGCUCCACACCUGCUGGAGGACGCAGAAAGCAGAGAGGAAAAGCGGUGGAUGGAAAGAGAAAACCUGAAGGUGCAGAAGAAGCUAGUGAAGAAGGAGCAGCUAAGAAUACAAAAACUGGUAGAUUUAUCGCAGCAAUAUGACCCUAGACUAAAGAGGAGACAAGACCGACUUAGACUAGAAAAACUUGAAAGGCUGAAGAAGGUUCAAGAAGCGAAACAGCUAGAAAUGAAAAAACUUGAGCUUGAGAAGGAAAAGGAGAGAUUGGAGCUCCAGCAGGCAGCAGAGAGAACAAAAUAUGAAAAACAAAUCGCAAAAAAAUUGAGACAACAACUUAGAAUAGUGUCCCAGAGGGAUGAUAAAUUCACGGAAAUAGCCAAAAAUUUUGAUAAACUGACGAACUUUGAAUAUGGAGAGAUAGUGAAGUAUUCGAAGGAAAUGUAUUCAAUAAUUAAGUUGGAGUUCGAUUUUGCAAGAAGCGCAAACAGCGAAUACCUCGAGGAACUUAAGAGCUGUGACACACAACUGAAGGAGUUUGAAGUGGAAAAUGACAUUUCAGAGCAGCUAUCAGGACUAUUCGAGUCAAUAGCAGCAAAGUUGGAUCCACCAGGACAAAACACAAACGCAGAGCUCACACCUGCACAACAACAAACACAAAAAACAGAGUUAAAGCAAGAUGUAAAAGUAGAAGGAGAAUCCGGGUGGACAACAGGAGACCUGGGAAGGCUGGCGAAGGCAGUAGAAGCAAACCCGCCGGGAACGCCGGGACGCUGGAACCUGAUAUCGAAGUUCGUGAGAACAAAGUCGGCAGGACAGUGCAUAGAAAUGGCGAAGCUGGUGGCAACGAACGCAGACAUAUCGAGUUACAUGGCCUCGGAGACAAGGGCCGCAGGGAUUAACGGAGACAGCACUGCUGCCGUGAACAACGGCCCGACCAAGACCAACGGGAACGCGUUCGAACAGGCGCUAGCGAAGUACCCAUCGCACAUCGAUCCUCUGGUCAGAUGGAGAAAGAUAGCGUCCGAGGUCCCGGGGAAAACGCCCAAGGAGUGCCUAUCCAGAUUCAAGGAGGUAAGUUUCGACCAUGCGUAUUAG